UUACAUAGGCCUAGAAUACUAGCAAUUGCUCGCUGUCACAUCACAAUGGUGUAGGGUCUGGCUUCUAGAUGUUUCAACGGGCUGUUGGGGAAGGCUGCUUCCCUGUUACUCUUGUCCUCCGAUCCUUGAAAGAAAUCUCUAUCCCUGCAUUUGGAAAAAGUUCGACAUUUUACUUCGGUGUCCAGGGCGGUGGAUUUAUGUCAUUGGGAGCGGUGCUGGAUUUGGAUGGGCGGGUAUGUCGGGAUUGACUGCUCGCCCAGGCUGCACUCUGAUGGACAUGGAAUGCCAGCGGCGAUGGUGACACCCAGCACCGUCCGAGAGCCAAGGACCAAGCUUUUCCAGCGGUUCGCAUCGACAGUCUCAAUAUUGUUACUGGGCCGAGAUGCGUGGAAUUGAAGGCGACCAUCCGACCCAAAAAUCCCAACCAUCGUAUGGCACUUCGUGCAAGCCACGGAAUUUCAUGGCGAUAAUAGAAUAAAUAUUGUCGAAAUCCUCAAAAUAACCCGCUAUGAGCCAGUUUCUUGAUGGUCUUUGGUCUCCUCCUGCUGAAUCAUGCAAAUUUAGAUGAACCCUUCCUGAUUCCGGGCCGUGGACUCGGACCCAGACAUGGACCUUCACUUCUCGAUGCCAGGUUUGGAAUGUCUUCUACAGAGUUUGAAUUGUAGCAAGGGCCUUUGUAUCCAGCGGCAAAAUGUUCCUCUCGAUUCCACCGACCUGCCUACGCUGCUAGGCGAUGAAGGUCAUUGGGACGUGUUUCAGGCCCUUGGAAUGUCCACAAAUUUUGUUUCUAACGUACACCAUAUUUGUUGUGCCUUGCCCUCCGUGCACACAGCAGCUGAUCUCUUGGUGAUCCAACUCAGCUUUGCCUGGAGAUCAAACGGCGGGCCGUUAAAAAAUGGCUGAAAAUAUUGGCUUGGAUCUCCCACACGAUUAAAAACCUUUGGCAGUAGAUUUCGAGAGAUCUUGUUCCAUGGUCACAUUAAGCACCAAGUCCAAGCUUCUCACGUGACUUUGUCCUUAUUUUGACAGUUUUCAAUUCCAGUACGCUCAACAUCUGAAGUCGAACAUUCGCUGGGUCUGGUCUCGUUGGUUGUUGCACUUGCCCGUCCAGUGAUUUCCGUAUGGUCCGGCAGGCCCAAGAUUUUGUUUUUGCCAAGGAGUAGUAGAAUCGGUUUAAGGCGUGAGGCAUAAGGCGGGAUUUGAGGGGAGGAAAAGAUUUGUGUACCUCUUUUGAAAAGCCGUCUCAUGCUUGACGUUAACGCGGUGGCGAAAGAUCCCUUUUCCCGAGGGUUUAGGGAACUAUACAUCACCACCUGCGCACAUUUCGUUUCUCCUCUGUAGGGCAGAAAAGAUAAAUAUGUUCGAAUGAUGAGCGUCAUGCUAUGGUAGGAUCUUCCAGAUCACUGUUGCCUGAGCGAGGGUAGGUUCAUGCGAAACAUCAUGCAAUUCGGAUACGUGAAGGAAACUAAACAACUGGUUACGGAUCUCGAAGUUCGUUUCGGCCGAACCAGGUGAAGAGACUUAUAGCACUGCUUUCAUGUUGUCAGCGUGGAAUGCUAAAUCCGGGUUUGUUUUUCGAGGUUCACAUCAGGAGAAGGUUUUCUUCGCUUAUUCAAACGGCAGCGACGGCAUGAGUGUGGGGUUCGGUUGAGAGCCGUGCUGCAGAUGCUGUACACACUCAUCGAAACGUCAUAAUUCGUUACAUCAACCUAACCUUUCGUUGCUACCUGCCGCCCUCACAGCAUUCAUCUCCAACGGCCUGUCUUCGCGUGAACAAGAGCGCCAUCCCUAGAGAGCAGAACGGGGACCAGGAGACAGAACCGAGACGGAAGAGAAAGAAUGUCUUACAAUGGAAAAAGAACUUGUCUGUGUGCAGGCCAUGCCAUGCCAUGCCGUGCAGAUGUGAUCAGAUCCAUGUUGGGGAUUCGGGAGGACCCUCUUUGCCUGAAUUCGGGAAGUACUGCUGGCCUCGCGCACUCUCUCUCUCCUCUCGAGGGCUGAAUACUCUCGCGGAUUGACAACUGGCAUUCGAGCAGAUGAGCAAGAGCAUGAGUAAGCUCUGUUCAGUACGCUGUCUUGGAAGGUGCCGUUCCAGCGAGAGAGUGGGAGAAUGCAGGAAGUUAGGGUGGGUGCAGUAAUCCUCACUGCAUCCACCAUUUCGGGAUUGGAAGCGAAUCAAUCGAGUGAUUGAUUGACUGACUAGUCGAAGCCGAGCCCCGAGUGUAGAUUUUGAAGACGAGCAGAAGAGAAGGCCGUCAUGAUGGACGAUGGGCAGUUUAUUCACCCUUGUCACUGCACUGAGAUCACCGCCGAUGAGUACCGGCGAGUGGCGGGGAUGAAACCUCGCAACGACAGGGUCGAAAAAUUCAUGAGAAAGAAAGAAGAGCUGAAGGCAUUGUCCGACGAGAGAAUAAAAAAGUGGCCUAAUACACUGAAGAACUUAAGGGAAAUUCGGAUAAAGAACGUGAAGAAAAGGCUUGAGAAAGAGGAGGAAGAAAAGAGAAAGCAGGAUGUCAUAGAUGCAGCAUUCAGGGCUCAGAGGAGGAGGGAGCAGCUCGAGAAGUCCAAUUUGCAGCUCUUGAAGCCGCACAUCAAGGAGCUCCACUUCAAAGCAUUGAUGGAGGAGAUAAUGAAAGAGAGAGAGAAGCAAAUAAUAUACAAGCGCAAGAUGGACGAGGCUUGGAAGCAGAAAGAUAAGUGGUGGCACGAACUGCUGAUGAGAGACUGGAAAAAGGGGACAACUGAGGAUGACCGUGACGAACAGUUGCGCAGGGAUAAGUGUUUGGAGGUUCAAAGAGAUCAAGCGAAACAGCUGGCACAUCGACGUCUUAUAAUCCAGAAAGAGAAAGAUGCAAAGAAAGCAGAGGGUGAACGUCUGAAGAAGCGUGCUGCAGACGAUCUUGCGGCUGCAGAGGAGGAGGCAAGGCUGAAAGAAAUAAGGCGCAUCGAACAGAACAAAGAAUUCCAAGCUCUGAACGUAGCCUUAAAUGCUGCGAGAGCAGCAGAGAAAGCGAAAUUGAAACAACUGGACGUACAGAUAGCAGAGUACGUUGCCAACAAGGAAAGAAGAGAUGCAGCGUACAAGGCGGAGCGAGACAGAAUACAAGCUGAGAAGAACAAACAUAGAGACAACAUGAUAGCUAAACUUGCAGCGGACUUGCUGGCUGCGAGGGUCGACUCUGAGACACGCUUGGCCACAGCCGAGCAGGAGCAAAGAAUCGCCGAAGAUAUGCGAGAGCAAAUUUUCGCUGCAAGGAGGAAACAUAAUUGGGAUAUAUGUGACCGAUCUCGUCAGCAACAGAUCAAGCUCAAGAAGAUGCAUGAUGACAUGGAGGCACAAGAUGCAAAGGAAAAGGCUGCACAAGUAUGGCAGCGCGUUCUCGAAGUCCAGGAGAUGGAUGAAGCUGAAUUCGCGGCUACUUUGCAAAAUAAUAAAACUCUAGCUGGCUCUCAGAGAAAAACCGCUGAGGACAAGAAAGCAGCGGCUAAAGCAGAGAAGCAAUACCAGAUUGACGAGUUCCAGACAAAUUGGAAGAAAAUGGCUGAAGACGAUGAAUAUAUAAGGAACAUAAAAAUCCAAUAAAGUGAUCAAAACUUCAUAACGAGUGCUCGUUCUCAACACUCGUACGACCUCGGAGCUCGAACGAGUUCAGCUGUCUGCAAAGUCUAGAAAAUUCACAACACAAUUCUGUAACAUACAGGAAUGUUUAAGAGGUACAUGCUUAAGUCACCCCACUGUCUGUCUGGCGUUUCACGCAGCUCCACCUGGCUCGGAAUUGUGUCAAAUUUGGACGAAUCAGUUCACCAAAGAUGGUCUCGACCACACAUUGUGCAGAUGGUGACAGUGUUGUGACCAUAAACUAACGACCAUAAACCCAGUGAAACGCCUCACAGGACAAUUUACAAACCUUUCUCACCGAAGAAUUGACUGAAGGUCUAGCGUAUGGGCCUCGACAUUUGACAACAAUUUUGCAAAGAAGAUUCCUCAAUUCUUAUGAGUUCCUCAGCUCGCUAUUGUUGUUGUUGGCAAGCGAUUUCCCAUCCAUCUACCUGAACCUGUGGGGUUUAAUCCCUAUUUUGGCUUGAUGGGGUCUUCCCGUCAUUUUUGCUAAUUUCUCACCAGGUUCCCUCGAGCAUAAAUUCUACCGUCGGAUUGGACAGUCGGAUGAACUAUAACUCAACAGCGCCAGAAGUUGGGUAUGCCCAUGAUCGUGUCUUUUGAAGGGUGCAAAGCAAUAGCAGAUCGUACUACAGAUUUACAUCUCAGUUUUUGUGCUCCUGUUGAUUCAAGUGUAAAACCAUUAUACGCCAUCGUUCACUUGAUACUCCGUUAGUUGGAGAUGUUUGGUCACCCCUUUUUGCAACGCUCAUUAUAAAUUUUAAGCCUCUCA
Molecule: messenger RNA, 4391 nt
Organism: Marchantia polymorpha subsp. ruderalis
Lineage: Eukaryota; Viridiplantae; Streptophyta; Marchantiopsida; Marchantiales; Marchantiaceae
Source: the annotation of a GenBank genome assembly